AAUGAGUGAUAACCAAUAAGUUCCGUUUGGAAGUGGAAUGUUUUAAGGACAAGCAAAAUUUGUUGAUUAUGCUCAUAUGAAUUAGUAAGAUGUGUAAAUGAACACUUUAGAUGAACCAGUGUUGGAUACUUUAGUAAAAUUCAUUACAAUAUAAAGUUGAGAGAUAUUAAUAUGAUACUUUAUAAAUUAUCAUAUGUAAUAAUUCCAAGAAUGAAGGAGACUUAAGGAAGAAAACUAAGAAACUGUAAUACAAUAAAUUAAAUUUGAAUUAGGGGAUUUAUGGGGACCAUUACUCUUAUCUUUGUUGCUAGCUAUGUAAACUAUAUAGAUUAAUUAUAUAAUUAGGACUUUAGGUAUUAAUUCUAAUCAAUCAUGUAUUGCUUAAAUAAAUUCAAUUUUUUAGCUGAUGCCAUUUUUGGUACAAUUUUUAUUAUCAUGUGGGGAGGAUCUGCUGUGAUAACGUAUUUAUAUUUUUAAUUUAAAAAUAAGGGUCAAUGCUAAAUUAUUAGGAGGAUAAGUAUCAUUCUUUUAAAGUGUUUGUGUACUUGGAUAUUGUGUAUUUCCAAUAAAUGUAGCUGCUGUUUUAAUAACUUUUCUUUAAUCAUAUUUGGGAUUUUUCUUGAGAUUGAUAAUAGUAGGAGUUGCAUUUCUUUGGUCAACAUUCUGUGAAUUUAUUUAAACUAUUGAUAGCAUCACUGUCCUUUAUGAGUAGUAUGAUGAAUGAAGAGAAAAAAGUCAUCUCAGUGUAUCCAAUUUUUUUAUUUUAUCUGUUUCUGUCAUGGUUUUGCAUUUUCAUUUGA
This is a messenger RNA of Paramecium sonneborni, 800 nucleotides long. The record is from the annotation of a GenBank genome assembly. Lineage: Eukaryota; Ciliophora; Oligohymenophorea; Peniculida; Parameciidae.